AUGAUGGGUGGAGUUACCUACAUCGCCGCAGGAGGUAAAGCAACAUUCCUUGAAGCGUUUUUCGUCACUUUCAAUCUUGUCGCCAACCUGACAAUGAGCGAAAUGCCGAGUGAUUUGAACCAUGUUCUCACUCUCAUCUACAUAUUCGUCUUCGUCACUUUUGGAGUGGCUGUGUUGUCCAUGUGCGCAGAGUUGGCCGCGCUCGAGCUGAAAGAUAUCUUCCUGAAAAUUCACUACUUCGGUAGGAAAUCAAAUUCAAACGCAAGCCGAAAAAGGAACUAG
Messenger RNA from Ostertagia ostertagi, 282 nucleotides. The record is from the annotation of a GenBank genome assembly. Lineage: Eukaryota; Metazoa; Nematoda; Chromadorea; Rhabditida; Trichostrongylidae.